AAAACAAAGGUUAUUUUUAUUUACCGCGCAAAUCGCAAUAUUUAUUUAAAUUCUCUCAAUGAACUCGAUACUUUAUCGUUUUUAAGAUUAUUUUAGGGCACAUAAUAUUGAAAAGAUAUGGCAGAAUCAUAUAAAUUUUCAUCGCUUCCUGACUUUGUUAGUAAUAAAGUGAAUGCAGUAGAAAAUAGUUUUCAGUUAACAUUAAAUUCUUUCAAAGAACUUGUCGUAGAAUUAGAACGAAUACACAUUGAAGCUGUGUCAUACAAAACCCAAUAUUUAUCACUUAAAGAUAAAUGCGAAAGCAAAUGUUGUUCAAGUGCUCAAAGUAUGUCAAAGGAAAUUGAAAAUAAGGAUAGUACAAUACAACAAAUUGCAUCAGCUCUAACAAGUUUAUUAGAAACAAAAAACCUAAGCAUUGUUGAAGAUAUAUUUAAAUUGAUAUGCUCAGAUUCAAAUGGUCCUUUAAUAAGUCCUAAGAAGGAAAUAUUAGACGAGAGAUCAAUACAGGAUGAUUCCGUGUCUGAAAUAGAAGGUACUCCAACGGGACGCAAGAGCCCUAUUAUAUCAAGUAGAAAAAUGAAAACCAACACUAGUAAUGGAUUGAGUUUGAGUAAAAAGAAAUGCCCCGACACUUGGGAAACACCAGAGAAGAAGAAUAUGAAACUACUAUUCCCUAGUCCAAGUAGAACAAAGCCGGGAGGCAGGAUGAAGCAAUCCCGUCUAAAUUUAGUCAAAGUGAAGUCCUCGUGCGUUGUUGACCUGACUUGCUCUCCGGAAACAUUGGCUAAAGCUAUCAGCUGCUCUGAUAUUGAAGUGAAGCCCAACAUCAAAAAAGAGUUGAUGGAUAAUGAUGAAACUAUACUACCAUCACCUACAAGUGGGCUGGCUGUGUCACAAAUAUUUCCACCUAAAUCAUUAGCAAGGAAUAGUCCCAAUAAGUUCAAAAAACCAUCAACACCUUUAAAGUUUAAAAUAGAAGAAGAAACAAUGCUGAAAGAUAAUUUUGCCGAUAAAAUGGCUUCUCCAACGUUUACACAGUGCAAUGAUGUAAAUAAACACAAUAAGCCAAGUUUAAAACUAAUCUCAAAGAUGUCCAAGCAAGACGAAAACAUGGAGUGUGAUGCAGAUGACAGUAUAUCACUUUUACAACAAAAUAGAAAGAGUCCAUGCAGCCCUAAAAAGGAACCCUUAGCAGAAAAUAACAAUGUAAUGAAUACAAACCAAGAUGACAUAGAGUCGAGCAUGUCAAUACUACGAAGUCAUCCUCAAGUUAAUAAAGUAUCACCCACAGGGGAUAAACCAGUAAAAAGAUCAAACGCAGAAGGUCCAGUUUAUAAAGAACCAACUGUCAGGAAAAAGAGUGAAAAGCGUGCCCUUCGAGGUUGGAGCUGUGAUGAAUGUAAAAAUUUCUACGGCGAGCUGUACAAGCACGACCCGCAAAUGCUAGAACAGAAAAUGGACGAAUGUUCGAAACACCGGGGUAAAAACAACCCCGUUCGGCCCAAAACACCCCCUGGCUUCUGGGAACCUCGCUGGGAUGUACCCACCGAUACUGAGGAAUUUAAUAGAAGAAAUAACGCUAUAUGAUUAAUAAUAAAUAAUUAAUUUUGUAGGCUAUAUGCUAUAAACAACUAGACUCAGAAUGUAAAGGUCGUCAAGAAAUGUCCGAUGGCGUUGUAUAAAACCCUCAUUGAAAAUAACACCUUAUUUCGUAGUAGUAAUGUCUAAAGUCUAUUUAUAUGACUCAUUAGAAAACUCUGCUUAAUAUACGCGUAGGCAGACUUUUGCGCCGGACUAUUUUAAGCGUGAAGUUGUUUAUUGUAGGUAAAUAUUUGUUGAACAAUAAAUUCAAUAGAUCUGAUCAAAACAAUUGUAAAUGUCUAAAAAUGUUCUCAUUUUAAUUUUUUGUUUGUAAUGGCACUUGAAACAUGUUUUCAACACAAGUUUAUAUUUUUGUAGUAAGACCAAAUAGAUUUUAGGGCCAUUUUAUUACUGUAUAAAUAAGUGAAUAUACUGUAGCAGUUUCAAAUAUUAUGUUCAUUUGAUUUUAUGUAAUGUAAAGGAUGGCAAAAUAAUUUUAAUUACAGUUCGAUUCAAACUUAAUGGCGGUUCGGAAAUUAGCUGCGAAUGCAUGUGCGCGCAGGUAUCCAACCGAUAAUAUAUAAAAUUGUUUUCUGCGCAUCAGAUCGUUUUAUGUUCCGAGCCACCAUUACGUUAAAAUCGUACUGUAAUUAUAAAAAGCAAUUGCAUGAGUUAUGGAUGGAGUAAUGAUAUAUUUUAUAUAUUUCUUUCUUCUCUUAAAUCUCUUUCUAUUUCAUUGUCAUAUUAGUUCUAUGUUCAAUUAGUAAGGCUAUAUUUUAUUGUCUGUAGAUUAUAGGAAAAAUUCGAUUAUUAAUCUAGCAAAUUUAUUUCAUUAAUAGGAAACUGACAUCUAAGUAUGUAUCUAAUUAUAUUUAAUUAAUAAUUUUCAAUUUACUCUUCUCAUUUAAUUUAAAACUAUAUGUAGGAACAUGUUGUACUGUGAUAAACUUUUGUAUAUAAGGAUAGGUAAUAGAGAAACAAAAUGU
Molecule: messenger RNA, 2567 nt
Organism: Colias croceus (clouded yellow)
Lineage: Eukaryota; Metazoa; Arthropoda; Insecta; Lepidoptera; Pieridae
Exons: 11
Coding region: 118-1587 (489 amino acids)
Biological process (GO): DNA double-strand break processing involved in repair via single-strand annealing; double-strand break repair via homologous recombination
Cellular component (GO): site of double-strand break
Molecular function (GO): flap-structured DNA binding; Y-form DNA binding; damaged DNA binding
Source: RefSeq, a predicted model, not a curated record